Asparagus officinalis (garden asparagus) is the source of this 1526-nucleotide messenger RNA. RefSeq lists its product as uncharacterized. The coding region runs from base 315 to 1265 and encodes 316 amino acids. Lineage: Eukaryota; Viridiplantae; Streptophyta; Magnoliopsida; Asparagales; Asparagaceae. The transcript is spliced from 6 exons. The record is from RefSeq and is a predicted model, not a curated record.
ACAUUCUAUCAUUUUGUAUAAUAGUUUAAUGUUACAACCUGGCGUAAUUUAUAUUUUCUAACAUGUAAUUUUUUUCAUAGUUAUCAAAUAUGCACAGUGGUAAAACAUUAUGGGUCAAACCAGAGUCCACACAAAAAAUGACAGAUAUAUGAGGCAAGAAGGAGGAAAACUAUAUAUGAGAAUAUAGCGAGAAUAAGAGCUUUGGGAAUACCACCACUUUCACAAACAUUUUUCAGGAUGUUGCCAAUGCAUUAGAGGAAAAGUAAAGGCAGUAAAAAAAGGUUUGUAAGGAUGAUGAUGAGUACCUACCGCCUAUGGAUGAUAAUUUGCUUAGCUCAUCGAGUGAAGAUGACAAUGAUGAUUUAGUAGAGGUAACACGUAUGGCUCCAGGAUGCAAGUCCAAAAAUAUCAUACAAUUGACUUCUAUGCCCGAGAGGAGGAUCUUGGUUGCCUCGAACCAACCACCCCAGUGUACCCGUAGCGAGCUGCCCCACCCUAAGCCAUCAUCUAUUGCCCAGCCCGACCAACUAGAAAGCCCUCAAACGAUCGGAAGCAGCAUAGUAUCGGUACCAUCGACCCGUAGAAAUGUACGCGGUGCAACACGAGAGAAGGGGACAGAGAGAUUGGUGAGACAAUUGGGUCAUGCGAUUUUAGUUCCGAUCCCUUCCUCGAGUGGAGCACCAGAGGGGGAGCAUUCGACAUCCCUUACGAAUGAGAUUGGUAAAGAGAUCCAGUCAUCUACAUCGGUUCACAGUUGUGGUUGGGACAAUAUUGAUGCUGAGAUUCGAGAGGCGAUCAUUCUGAGAGUUCGACAAAGAUUUAAUGUCGGGGACUAUGAGAACUACCUAGUCAUCCAAGAUUCUAUAAAGAAAAAGUGUCAGAGCAUAUAUAGAAAUUGGAAGCAUGAGUUGCACGCCUACUAUCAUGGUUUAAUAGAGAAGGGAGUACCUGAUCCUAAGAACCAUCCACCGAAGCGUGUGGAGCCCAAUGAUUGGGUAUCGAUGAUCGAUGUGUGGGAAACUGAAGAAUGGAAGGUUUAUGGGAUCUACCUUCGAAGGAGUUCAUCUACCAGGUCUAUUGCAAAGUCAGCUGAGCUAGAUGCUGAGGUCGUGGCUUUAAAGGAGACAUUAGCUGUACAAACCGAGCAUAUUGCCUCACAAGCCAAGCAGAUGAACGCACAAGCCGAGCAUAUGAACGCACAAGCUCAAAAGACUACUGAUCUUGAGGAUUUAGUGCAUCAGCUAUUUGCACGUAGCCAGCCUUGAGCGAGCGGAGUAGAGAUUUCUCAUCGAGAUGAGAACUUGGAUUUGAUUAUCUUGGAAGCAGAGAGCAACUUGUCAUGAGGUUACAAGCAAACUGGAAUAUUUAAACAGUUGUUCCCUUCUUUCUUUUUUUUCACAUUUUCCUCUCUUUCCAUUGUGUUUUUUUUCCUUCAUGGAUUACAAGCAAACUGGAAUAUGUAAACAGGUCUUUGAGUGUUGACUUAGAAAUGGAAAUGAAUGUAACUAUUUUGCAAUGGGAGCAAA